UGUUAAUUAGAAUUAAAUUAUGUGGAGGAAAUUUGUGGGAAGCUAGAAGAGGAAUAGAAAAAGCUGCUAAAGGGGCUGUUCAAUUUAGACCACUUUUCUCCUCUGUUUUGCUAUUCUUCUCUAUUUUCUGCAGAAAAAAAAAAAAAAAAACAGAUUUGAUUUUGUGUGUUUUAGAUUGAUUUCUUUGUAGUUUAAACACAAACUUGCUUCCAAAAACACCCAACAUAAAGUGAUAUCAGAGCCGAGUUCGAAGUGGAAGCUUAGAUUUGAAAAAGAGGGCUGAAAAUAGGUGUGUCAAGAAGAAAAGUGGGUUUUGCAGAAAACUCCUUCGCUAACUCAAGCAACCAAAGUAUGGGUAUUCAGCAACCAUAUAUGCCCAUUUUUGCUGGAGAAAAUUAUGAUUAUUGGUGUGUGAGGAUGAAGACCUUAUUUCAGUCCCAAGGUUUAUGGAACUUGGUACAAAAUGGGUAUGAUGAACCCGAUUCAACAACUACGUUAACAUCAGCACAAGAGCAGCAGCUAGAGGAAACCAGAAAAAAUGAUGCUAAAGCACUCUUCUUCAUCCAACAAGCACUCUCUGAUGAGUUGUUUCCAAGAAUCAUUGAAGUCAAGAAAUCAAAGGAAGCAUGGGACAUUUUACAACAAGAAUUUCAAGGAGACAAAAAGGUGAGAAUCAUUAGCGCCAGUGGUGCCACUUCAAGCUUAUUUAAUUCCACUUGGCAGCCCACCAAGCGUUCAUUUAACUCAACAUUUCCGUCAACGGGGUUCUACUUUGGAGCAUCUUCGGUUUCUGUUGUUGCUACCAACAGUGCCCCUAUGGUGUUUGGAUCAUCCACUCCUAGUGGCUCAUCGGAUUCCAUUUUCUCGUUCGCUUCAGCUGCUUCUACUGCUACUGCCUCUUCCCAAGCACAGCCCGUGUUUGGUAGUGCUGUUCCUGUCUUCACGGCUGCCUCUGGUAAUGGUGAUCAGAUGAGCAUGGAGGAUAGCAUGGCUGAGGACCCAGUACGGGCAUCCAUCAUGCCUGCAUUUCCGGUAUUUGGUCAACCGCCCAUCUCAGCUCCGUCAUCUGGCUUUAUGUUUGGUUCAACUGCUCCAUCGCCAGGGCUCGCCUUUCAAUUUGGUAGCCUACAACUAAAUCAGAGGGCUUCGCAAAAUCCAUCUCCAUUUCAGUCAUCAGGUAGUCUAGAAUUUGGUGCUGGAGGCAGCUUUCCAUUGGGUUCUGGUGCGGCCACUGACAAGCGUCGUCUUAAAAUUGUCAAAGUAAAACGCAAGAACCGGAAGAGGUAAGACAUUUUAAUGUUGCAGGUAAUUGGUUUCUUGGCCAUCACCCCUGGUUAUGUGGGUUAAUGAGAAGAUUAUUGUUAUUCUCAGUGUCUCGGAGUUCCCAGUGUUCGCAAAUGUCAGAUCAGACCCUUCAGACCUUGAAAUUCUAUUGAUUCUGUUGGGUCCUUUACAUUUUGUUUUUUAUGGGCAAAUUUUCUUUGUUGCUCUGUAGGCUUUAAAUGUCGCAAUUUUGGUUGUCUCUCUAGUGUACCCAAGAACAAUUGUACUGCAUCCUUAGGAGUAAUAUUUCAUAGGGUUUCUGGUCUGGAAAUUUGUGUUAUCGGCCCUUUCUGUAACAUGAAAUGGAAAAUAGCCGAGGAUGUAUUUAUUGUUGUUGCACAUCUUUUGAAGUCAGAAAAUGCGGGCCUUCUUUUCCGGUUUGGUAUACAAUACAAGUUUGGAUUGGAUGUUUUUAAUCCCAAUAGUCAGCAGAACCCUAUCAAAUUUAACAAAAUGUAUCAUGUUUUUUGUUUGUCUUCUUUCUUGAUGCAGCUUAAAUCAGCAGUAAGUUCAUGGACUAUUGUUGAAAUCAAUCAUAACUUGCUGUUGCAAAGGAUUUAAUGGCCUUUUA
This is a messenger RNA of Camellia sinensis, 1894 nucleotides long. NCBI's taxonomy places the organism in Eukaryota, Viridiplantae, Streptophyta, Magnoliopsida, Ericales, Theaceae. The record is from RefSeq and is a predicted model, not a curated record.